CCCGCCAUAGAGCUGAGUGGAGAAGAAGACUUAAACCACAGUCUGUGCUGCUCGAUCAUGUCAGAAACACCGGUGAAACGUGAAACUGACGGCGUAGAAACCGAUCAUUUUACCCACAAAGUUAAAAAGGCGAGGGUUGGCGAUGAUGGAGGUCGAGGAGAAGAUGGAAAUGAAUCCGGAAAUAUUCUUCAUGGGUUUAAAACAACAAAGAUCCUGAGUGAUUCAGCCCGGGAGAAAACCAUCUUCAUUCAUGGACAGUUUGCUGAAAAGGAGGCUGUGGUGAUCCUGGAGAAGACUCCCUUCAGAGAGGAUACCCUGGAUGAUCUCUUUACUGACUCCGUGCUGAAGCUGGAGAUGAGGAACGACAUUUACAGCACUUAUCGAUUACAGGCUCCCCAUCAUCUCAAUGAGAUAAAGACUACAGUGGUGUGUCCAGCCACAGACAAGCAUGUGAAGAAGUACCAGCGUCAGGAGAGUUUCCUGGUGGAGGAGACUGGAGACGAUUAUCAGUCCAUCACUCUGCCAUAUAUCCAGCAGCAGAGCUUCAGUCUGCAGUGGGUGUACAACAUCCUGGAAAAGAAGGCAGAGUGUGACCGGAUUGUUUUUGAAGAUCCGGACCCAAAGGUUGGCUUUGUCCUCCUUCCAGAUUUCAAAUGGGAUCAAAAACAGGUGGAUGAUUUAUACCUGAUUGCCAUAGCUCACUGCAGAGGCAUAAGGAGUCUCAGGGAUCUGAAGUCUGAGCAUCUACCGCUGCUGCAGAACAUCUUUCAGAAAGGAAAGGAGGCUAUCAUGCAGCGAUACAACAUCCCAGCCAGUAAGCUGAGAGUCUACCUGCACUACCAGCCAUCCUACUACCACCUUCACGUCCACUUCACCAUGCUGGGAUAUGAGGCUCCUGGCUGCAACGUAGAGCGGGCCCACCUCCUGGCUGACAUCAUUCAAAACCUCCAGUCUGACCCCCAGUACUACAGAACCCGGACCCUGUACUUCCCCCUGAGGGCUGAAGACGGCCUGCUCAGCAGGUUCAAAGAGAUGGGGAGGCUGUGAUGUGUGCACAUUUACUCAUACAGGUAAACGUAUACCUGUUUAAUUAAGGUUAUAAUGAUACACAGAGAAGCUGUGUGGUCAGUGAGGAUCAUGGUACAUGGUUCCCUGCAGUUGUUUCAGUCUGACGUGUGUUAAGGGGAUUUUAUUAUCACAUUAUUCCUUCUUUCUAUAUGAAAAAGGAGUCAGGGAAGCAUUGGAUGUACAACCAGCUAAAGGAUACUACUUUAAAAUUCUGAUUUUUGUAUGUUUUCUAUAUUUCAGCUGACUGAAUAAAGCAGUUCUUUCCCCUA
Messenger RNA from Cheilinus undulatus (humphead wrasse), 1337 nucleotides. RefSeq names its product decapping enzyme, scavenger (gene dcps). Gene Ontology annotation, cellular component: P-body; nucleus. Lineage: Eukaryota; Metazoa; Chordata; Actinopteri; Labriformes; Labridae. Gene Ontology annotation, molecular function: RNA 7-methylguanosine cap binding; hydrolase activity. The record is from RefSeq and is a predicted model, not a curated record. The transcript is spliced from 6 exons. Gene Ontology annotation, biological process: deadenylation-dependent decapping of nuclear-transcribed mRNA. The coding region runs from base 58 to 1047 and encodes 329 amino acids.